This is a messenger RNA of Penicillium manginii, 1416 nucleotides long. RefSeq lists its product as uncharacterized. Gene Ontology annotation, molecular function: DNA-binding transcription factor activity; transcription cis-regulatory region binding. Gene Ontology annotation, biological process: positive regulation of transcription by RNA polymerase II. NCBI's taxonomy places the organism in Eukaryota, Fungi, Ascomycota, Eurotiomycetes, Eurotiales, Aspergillaceae. Bases 1 to 1416 code for a protein of 471 amino acids. The record is from RefSeq and is a predicted model, not a curated record. Gene Ontology annotation, cellular component: nucleus. The transcript has a single exon.
AUGCCACUACCUGCAUCCAAAUCCCCACCAAAACCAGCUGGAAAUCGAGUGUGCGAAGAGAGCUUAGGAGAUGCUCAUUUUCCUUUUGAAGGCCUGCCGGAAUCACUUCGGGAUCACGAAUCGAUUCAAGAACCAAAUCCUAGCUUCAGGACAGGAUAUGCGAUCGCCCAUAACACAGAGGAUAAUGCGGCACUCCUUACCCCCAGUACACUAAGCACAUCUCCUUGUGUUUCAAGACAGGGGCAUGGCAUGUUCGAAGCGCCCUCGUCGGAAGAGCCGGGGAAUAAUCAAACCUUCGAAUCCCAAGAGCUGUUCUCUGUGACUGACACGACCGACGCGGCUUCCUGGACUUUGCAGCGGCCAAUUACGCUCUUGGGGUUGGAGCUUUAUCUUUUUCGGCAUUUUGUGGAGGUUGUGAGCAAGCUUUUGGAUUUUCAUGACCCAGAAAUCCAUUUCACGCGAAUAGUCCCUUACCUAGCUCUGAGAAACGUCGGCUUGAUGAAAGCAUUACUGGCCCUUUCAGCGCGCCAUCUUUCUCUGGGAGGGGUGCAAAGGGAAGAUUUUAGCUGCAUCCCAUGUGAGAACGCCGACGUUGAAAAGGAUCGAGACAGCACAGCCAUUCGAAGCUCAGCGGCGAAAUACCACACUGAGUCCCUUCGUUACCUGAAAUCGGUCAUACAUCAUCCAUCUCAUACUCAAAACUUAGAUCUAGUUGCCGCUGCCGUUUUAAUCAGCACCUACGAAAUGAUUGAUGGUUCGAUUCUUAAUUGGAAAAGGCACAUCGAAGGGAUUUUUUGGAUUCAACAGUUCCAGGAUAUUGAUGGUGAAUGUAAAGGCCUUCAGUCAGCCUUGUGGUGGUCUUGGCUUCAACAAGAUACUUGGGCCGCUCUACUCGAGCGACGUCGGACACUCAACAUAUGGAAGCCAGAAAGGAGAAUUGCCUCGUCAACAGCUCCAGAGUUAGCUAGAUAUGCAUGGUAUUUGCUUGGCCAGUGUGUCAACUAUAUAUCGCAAGAAGAGAGCCAAGAGGUCUCUGUGCGACGUUCUGAUCGAGGAAAUGAGCUUCUACAGAUGCUCAAGGAAUGGUGUGAAGCUCUUCCGUCAGAGUAUAAACCUCUGCCAUUGACAUCAGAGGAAGACAUCUUCCCCGCCAUAUGGGUUAACCCAGCAUCUUAUGCUGCCGCUUUGCAGAUCCAGAACCUCUCCCUCGUGCUUGUAAUCUUGCACCAUCCUUCCUUAGGAUCUAUUGUCAACGAUCGGCGGCCAAAGCACAUGUUAGCUGCAGCUAUGAGUAUCAUAUGUGGAAUUGCAAGGUCUGUUCACGCAGAUGACAUAGCCGCCAAUCUGGUCUCGAUGCAUUGUCUUUUUAAAGGUAAAGUAUCAAGGACCAAACACUAUAUGCAAGUUAAUAGCUAA